Messenger RNA from Zasmidium cellare ATCC 36951, 600 nucleotides. RefSeq lists its product as uncharacterized. Lineage: Eukaryota; Fungi; Ascomycota; Dothideomycetes; Mycosphaerellales; Mycosphaerellaceae. The coding region runs from base 1 to 600 and encodes 199 amino acids. The record is from RefSeq and is a predicted model, not a curated record. The transcript has 2 exons.
AUGGCCACGGCAAGCAGUAGCAAGCCAGUCCGAAAGUCCUGUCUGAAGCGGCGGAGUGUUUACGAUGACUUUGGAAGCGUUGGCUCCAGUGGACCGAGCAGGCCUGACGGAAUCAAGAAGCAGAGGCAGUCUACGCUGCCAGUACAGUCUUCCCAGCAGCAGAAGAACAAAGAGGAAAUCAAGAAGCCAGGCCCGCCCAAGAUCGACUUGACGAGUACACACGAGGCUGAUCAGAGCAAAGGGUCAAUGGCUGUUAGUGACCCGGGCAAGUCUGGACAGCCGGAUAUCAUCCAGCUGCACGAGGCAUACGUGAUCCUGGUCCACACCUUCAACCCAGAAUCCAUCAGCGAAGUGACAGUCGGACAAGCCUUCCACUCCCUGGAGAAGGCGAACGAAGGCGUCGCAAAUCUUUUCAGGCGAGUCAAGCCAGAGUUCGUCGACAUCGUUAUCGACAUCGGAGUCGCGAACGAGUUUGACGAAGGAGGAGACACCUAUCCCGAUGUGAGGAGGAGGGUUACCUCGAGUGGGCGAGCCGCGUAUCUGUGGCACACCGAGGAAGGGCGAGGUGAAUUGAAUGUACAUAGGAUUUUGAUUGAGUAG